AUGGAAAUAAAUGGAUAAGAAGAUUGCAUAUAGUUAAAGAAAAAUGUAAAUUCAUCUCAAUAUAAAUAGUUUCUUAUUAAGGAAAAUGAAUGGAAAAAAGAUAAGGCUCUGUACGAAUAGAAGAUUUAGUUAUUGGAAUUAUAAUUGGAAGAUUACAAAUUAAGAGAAAUUAAUUAAAAGAAACUGAAUGAUACAAUAACAUAAGCUAUAGAUAUUUCUGGAAAAACUUAAGUAUGAUUCUCCUUUUAAUAUUGAAGUAAAAAAGUUAUUCUGAAUUUCAAAAAUCAAUGGAAGUAUAAUUUUCUAACAAUAAAAAAUAUUAAGAAUGUAUUACAAAAUUAGAAGAGAAGGUAAAUUUAGUUUAUAAUAAAUAGCUUAGAGGUUUAAAUGAAUAACUAAACGAUAAAGAAAAUUAAUUUAAAGAUCUUGAAAUAUUAUAAUAAAAAUAGCAUUUUACAAAUGAACACAAAUUCUAAGCUUUGGAGUAGGAAAAAUAAUAAUUGUUGUAGGAAGUUUGUAAAUUAAAAGAUCAAUUAUAAAAAAUUGAAGAUAACUACAAGUCUAAAGAGCAAUUAUUGAAGUUAUAAUGUGAAUAAGAAAUCUAAAAGAUGAAAGACAGUUCUUUUAAAGAUAUGUAGGAGAAAUAAUUAGAUUACGAUUAAAGAUAUUAAUAAUUGGCUUAGCUAUAUGAAAAAGAAAAAGAUUAAUUGUAAUAGAGAUUAAUCAAAAGUUAAAAUACAAUUAAAAAAUAUUAAGAACAUAUUGAAUCAAAGGAGAAUUAGCAAUUGCUUUAAAAAUAUGUCGAUGAAAUAGCUGAAUUAAAAUAAUAAAUAGAGGAAUAACAGAUAUAAUUUUAAUAAGAAAAAAGUAUAAUAAAAAAAUAAUUAGAAGACUUGAUGAAGUAAAUUAAUUAUUUUUAUUUAGCUCUUAAAAUAAUUAUGAUAGUAAUUAAAAAAAGAGAAGUGUAGAAGUUUAAUAGAUGAGAAAUUCAGUGAUUUCACAAGAUAGUCCUAUUAAAUGUAAAAGUAUUCAUAUUUCUUAACCUGAAAACAAAUAGCCUACAUAAUAACCAAAAAUUUAAAUAAACCCUAUAAAUAAAUCUAAUGAAAAAUAAAAAUAAAUACAAUAUAACAAUUUAUCUUUUGAGAAAAUAAGAGCAAAUAAUUAAGAUACCAUUCCUAUAUCAAUUGAUGAAUAUAAUUCUAAAAUGAGUAAAAAAUCAAAAUCACAAUCCACUAAUUCAUUAUAAUACCAAAAUAAUAAUUUAUAUUCUUACUUUUAAGAAGCUAGCAUUAUUAAAGAUGAAUUAGAUAAUGGAGAUGAAUUUAUAAAACAUAAAAUGUCUCAUCAAUUAACUACAAGAUAUAACAACAAUGAAAUUGAAUAAAGAAGAUCUCAUUCUUAGUAAGGAUUUAGUAAAAAUAAUUUGUAAUCAGUGAACAAUCUUAGUAAAAUGUUGAUAUAGCCUGAUCUAUGUAAUUUAAAAUAAGCAACUUAAUUAACUACUUAAUAAAAGACUCAUAAUACAUCAUUCUCUCAUUUUAAAGUACCUGUAUUUACUUAAAGUUAAUUAAAUAAUUUAAAACAUAGUUUAAAUUAAUAGCCAUGGACGACAUUAAGAAAAAAUGAUUCACAUCUUAAUCAAAUUUAGUCGAUUAAAGCAAGAUUUAAUAAUUAAGAAGAAACUAUUCAAAAUGAUAAUGGAAAAACAAAAAAUGUAAUAUUUUUAAUAGCAGUAGAAUAAAGAGAAUCAAUAUCCUCCAAAAAGUGUUCAUAUCAAUAAUGAGAUUAAAUUUCUAAUAGGGAAGCUCUUAUAGGCCAAAGGGAAAUUGUAAUCAGAAUUAGAGAAUACUUAAAAGUCAUGCAGAUUUAGAACUUGA
Paramecium sonneborni is the source of this 1880-nucleotide messenger RNA. The record is from the annotation of a GenBank genome assembly. NCBI's taxonomy places the organism in Eukaryota, Ciliophora, Oligohymenophorea, Peniculida, Parameciidae.